UAAAGGGCAAAAUCCCUAAAAAAAAGUGAAAAGAAAAGGGUAGUGUCCUCCAUAAUCCCUCCCCCACCCUACACCCAAAAUCAAUUAAAUCCAUAAUCUCUUGUCCCCUUUUCUCCCUUCAAAUUCAAUCCCCAAUUCCACUUUUCAACAAUUAAAAAAAAAAAAACAAAAUCACUCUUUUAGGGUUUUCAAUUUCUCAACAUUCAAAAACAAGAAUUAUCCGAAAUGGAUGGAGCAAGCGGCGGCAGUGGCGGCGGAGAGGGUUCAGCCACCCAAAUACCGGCGCCGACACCGAUGCAAAACGCGAACGCACCUCCACCGUUUUUGAGCAAAACGUAUGACAUGGUGGAUGAUCCUUCAACGGAUGCGAUUGUUUCAUGGAGCGCAACCAACAACAGUUUCGUUGUUUGGGACCCGCCGGAAUUCGCUAGAGACCUUCUGCCGAAGUUUUUCAAGCAUAACAAUUUCUCAAGCUUCGUGAGACAGUUGAAUACUUAUGGUUUCAGGAAGGUCGACCCAGACCGUUGGGAAUUUGCAAAUGAGGGCUUUUUGAGGGGUCAAAAGCAAUUGCUUAAGAGUAUUAGUCGAAGAAAACCUGCCCAUGGUCAUACUCAACAACAGGCUCAGCAACCGCAUGGACAGAGUUCAUCAGUUGGGGCAUGUGUAGAAGUCGGAAAAUUUGGGCUUGAGGAAGAGGUUGAGAGGCUUAAAAGAGAUAAGAAUGUUCUCAUGCAAGAGCUUGUGAGGUUGAGACAGCAGCAACAAACCACCGACAGCCAGCUGCAAACAAUGGUUCAGCGGCUUCAAGGAAUGGAGCAACGACAACAGCAAAUGAUGUCAUUCCUUGCCAAGGCCGUCCAAAGCCCUGGUUUCUUUGCUCAGUUUGUGCAACAGCAAAAUGACAGCAAUAGGCGCAUAACUGAAGUCAACAAAAAGCGUCGGCUCAAGCAGGAUGGUAUUGCUGAAACAACAGAGCAAGCUACCCCUCCUGAUGGACAAAUUGUUAAAUAUCAACCUAUGAUGAAUGAUACAGCAAAAGCAAUGCUAAGGAAGAUCAUGAAAUGGGAUACUCCUCGUGUAGAAUCUUUCAAUAAAAACCCUGAUAAUUACUUGAUUGGCGAUGGUACUUCACCAUCCAGUGCAAUGGACAGUAAUAGCUCUACAAGCUGGAACUCUGGAGUAACUCUUCAAGAGGUUCCUCCAUCUUCAGUGCAGUCUACUCAAUUUCCAGUGGCAACAGGGACUCAAGGACACAUCCCCUCAUCAGAAAAACCUGAAAUUCUAUCUGUACCUCAAGCUGCAGCAUCUGCAAAUGUUAUGAAGGAUGGAACACAUGCAGCAUCGACUAUCCCGACUUCUCAAGCAGAUGUUAUAAUGCCUGAUAUACCUUCAGUACCAGAGAUUGUGCCAAAAAGUAUUCUUGAUAUACCUGAAAACGAUUAUAUGGCUCCCGAGACAGAUGAUGGAUUUAUGGAUCCGAGUUCACUUGGAUCAUUACCCAUUGAUUUGGAUUGUCUUUCACCCGGUGCAGACAUUGAUGAUUUGUUAAGCAGUUCUAUUUGGGAUGAUCUUCUGCAAACUCCAAUUCCAGAGGAUUUUGAGGCCAACAUAGACGAGAUAUCCAGAGGGAAUGAGGUGCAGCCAACAGAAAAUGGAUGGGACAAUAAUACUCAACCCCUGGAUCAACUAACAGAGCAGAUGGGUCUUCUUUCUUCUGAUGCCAAAAGAAUUUAAUCAUCUAUGAAAUUUUUAUUGACCUUUCAUACUGUCCAAGGGAGUCUUUGGAGUUGAACAUAUGUGAAAUAUAUAGUGCAGUUUUGUCCCCAGCUUGAUGUUUCCUUGGUGAUGGGGAAAAAUGGGAAAAAGGAAGAUAUUUGUAAUGAUCACUCAAAGUGUCUGAUAAGUGCACGUUGGUUCCUGCUUUGAAGAUUUACACAAGGACAGGAACAUUGGAUGCAGUUGUUGCUGCUUUGAACGUUACUCUGUUUAGUUGCUGGCUGUUUCUUCUUAUGUAACUGAUUUGUGAUGUUUCAAUUGGUGAAAAAGAAUGAGAUAAAAGAGAAUGGAAUUGAAUGCCACUCCACUAGAUGGAAUGGUACCUAGUGAUACUUAUUUCACCCCCACUUUCUUUUCUUUUUUUUGAAAAAUUAAAUCAAAUUUGGGAGUAUGAAAUGGAACCAAAUGAUUGUUUUUCUAAUUGUCA
Medicago truncatula (barrel medic) is the source of this 2203-nucleotide messenger RNA. Its product is annotated as heat shock factor protein HSF8. Gene Ontology annotation, biological process: regulation of transcription by RNA polymerase II; cellular response to heat. The record is from RefSeq and is a predicted model, not a curated record. The coding region runs from base 226 to 1734 and encodes 502 amino acids. Gene Ontology annotation, molecular function: DNA-binding transcription factor activity; RNA polymerase II cis-regulatory region sequence-specific DNA binding. Gene Ontology annotation, cellular component: nucleus. NCBI's taxonomy places the organism in Eukaryota, Viridiplantae, Streptophyta, Magnoliopsida, Fabales, Fabaceae. The transcript has 3 exons.